AUGGAGUGCAUCGCAAGAGCCCCAUCGUCCUUCGCCUCAUACUUCCUCGAGUCCGCGCAGAAGGCCUCCAUGAACGCCCGCGCGAUCAGCUCGUCCAUCUACCACCAAAAUGCGGCGCUCUGCCCUCCUUCCGUCGCGUCUCUCCCAGCAGCGUCACCCGCCGAUGUGCGCGCAACCACCGUCACAAUGGCGGCUCUCGAGUACAUGGCCACACAGCUCUCCCGCCACAUACGCCCACUUAAAGCCCUCAGACACUUCAUGAAAGGCAGACGGCGUACGAGCGAGGGAAGUAGGGAUGGUAAAAACACCAGUGGGGGCGACAGUAGUGGCAGUAGCGAGGGUCUUCUGGGCCUAAACGCACUGCCCCUGCCUGCAAUCGUCCCUUGCCCGAUUCCCGUCGUCGCGACCGUCGAAAGCAAUUUCCAUCGCGCCAGCGCCAUCGCUCACUCGCAGGCGGCAGCUGCUGCGGAGCCGCUCACGGCACCCAUGCUGAACGGCUCGGCGCGGCUGACGUCGUCGCUGCUGGUGUCGUUCCUCGUGAACUACUCCGUGCUCGUGUCCGACUGGUGGCAGUUCAAGUCCACGGCUCGCGAUCACCUCUUCGCCUGUCUCGGCGCGAGAUGGCCGCUCGCCGUCACAGCAGUGCACACCGCCAGUGACUCCAAUUCCGCCGCCGCUAUUGCCGCCACAGCCGCCGCCGCCGCCGCCGUCGCCGCCGCCGCCGCUGCGAAGGGAACAACAAGUACGCGCACCCGUCGCGAGCUGUCCCCAGCGUCGCUCAUCCGCAAGCUGAGUGGCUCGUGGGGCGGACUCCGCGCGCCCGCUAAUCCGCACGCGGACGGGUGCGGAGAGAGGACGGGGAGUGAGGAGGACGACAGCACGGAGGAGGCCGCGGAGCGAGCUGCUGUGGCGGCGUUUCGGAAAGGGAUCACUGAGGGGGACGGGCGGGGUGCGCGCGUGGCGCACGUGGUGGCGGACGGGCUGGACCCGCACAUGGUGUGGGCGCAGCGGCAGAUGGACGUGGACGCGGAAGACCGCCGGCGCGACUCGCUGGGCGAGCCCGGGUUCUCCUUCUCGGCCGCGGGGCUGCUGUUCCCGUACCACCUGGGCGUGGCGCAAUACCUGCUGGACCAUGGCUACAUCACGGAGUCGACCCCCCUAGCGGGCGCGUCAGCGGGCGCGCUGGUGAGCGCGGUGGUGGCGACGGGUGUGGAGCCGCGCAGCCUGAUGCCGCUCGCCAAGCUGGUGGCCGCCGACUGCCGGAAGAACGGCACGGCGUUCCGCAUCGGGGUGCUGCUGCGAGGAGUGCUCAACCGCAUUCUCCCCGACGACGCGCACAUCAAGUGCUCCGGUCGCAUCCGAGUGGCGAUCACGCAGGUGUUUGGGUCGCCGCGCGGGUGGCUGGUGGACGCGUUCGAGUCGAAGGAGGACCUCAUCGACGCGCUCAUCACCUCCUCCUUCGUGCCCGGGUACUUGGAACCCCGGGCGACCACUUCCUUCCGCAACCGCACGUGUGUGGAUGGUGGCAUUUCGCACUUCAUCCCGCCCACUGCCAGCGAGCACACCGUGCGUGUGUGUGCCUUCCCAGCGAGUGGCUAUGGGCUGACAGGAACUGACAUUGACCCUGACAUGAACACGCUCAAUAACAACUGGACUAUGAGACAGUAUCUCUCCUGGGCUCUGGAGCCCGCAGAGGAUGACGUGUGGGACGGGCUCUUCAACAGCGGCUAUGCCGAUGCGGCCACGUGGGCCAGCACUUACACCGGCCCCCUCUACCAUCCCAUCUCCUCUCAGUGCAACACCCGCGCCACCACUUCAGCUGCUGCAAAUAUUUGUAGCCCUGUUAGAUAG
Closterium sp. Naga37s-1 is the source of this 1851-nucleotide messenger RNA. The record is from the annotation of a GenBank genome assembly. NCBI's taxonomy places the organism in Eukaryota, Viridiplantae, Streptophyta, Zygnematophyceae, Desmidiales, Closteriaceae.